UCACUGAACGGGAGGCGGAGGCUGAGGCGGUUGCUCCCGCUGCUGCUUCUGCUGCUGCUGCUGCCGCCGCGGCUGCUCGGGCUGUGCGCGCCCCGGAACAGGCCGCCGCGCGCCGCUCUCGGACCCGCAGCCCCCGCCCGCCCGGCCGGGUCGGGCGGCCCAGGCAGCCUUCCAAGCACCGGGGGCUACAGUGGUGAAGAGAGACACAGCCCCUGCCCUCCUGUAGCUGACCUUCUGAAGAGGAGGGAUUAAACAAGGCUGCACCUUCCUCCUUCUCCCCGGCCACAACCUGCCCGUCACAGUUGAGCACCUGUUUUCCUGAAGGUGAUUUCCAGAAGCAGGAGUCCCUAGAGCUGGCCAGGGGAUGAACCGCGAGGGGGCCCCCGGGAAGAGUCCGGAGGAGAUGUACAUUCAGCAGAAGGUCCGAGUGCUGCUUAUGCUGAGGAAGAUGGGCUCCAACCUGACGGCCAGCGAGGAGGAGUUCCUGCGCACCUACGCGGGGGUGGUCAACAGCCAGCUCAGCCAGCUGCCCCCGCACUCCAUCGACCAGGGUGAGUCCAUCGACCACGGUGCAGAGGAUGUGGUGAUGGCGUUUUCCAGGUCGGAGACGGAGGACCGGCGGCAGUAGCUGCAACCCCCUUGGAAUACCCUGGAGGCUGGCAAAGGCCAGGAGAUCUGUGUGGACCUCACCGGCUGAGUGGCAGAGGGUCACCUUCCCUAUCCCGACCCCCCCACCCCGUCCCGUCCCGCCCCGCCCCGCCCCACGGCCACUCAGAAUCCUCGAGGGAAACACCAGUGGUGCAGUUACGAUUGGCUUAAAGGGACGGACUCAUGAUUGGCUGCGGGAAGAAACCUUUUUAUUUUUAAAUCUCGACCAACGCAAACCUUUUUAUUUUUAUUUCUGACUCUUCUUUUUUUUUUUUUUAAUUGCGCCUCGGUGUAUGGCUUCUCAGGAAGCUCUCCGAGCUCUGGUGCUUUAUUUCGGUCACUUUUUAGGAACGUGAAGAGGUCUGAUUGGCUGCUUAAACUGGAAAAGGAUUUUGAUUGGCUGGCUAAUGGGAAACGGUUUUUUUUCUUUGAUUGGCUGCAGGUGUUCUGCUGAUGGCAACAGCUCCUCUCUUUUGAAUGUUGAAAACAGGGUUUGGGACGUUGGUUGUUAUAUUUGACUUGAAAAAAGAAAGAAAGAAAGAAACCAAGUGCGCUUUGCAAUAUUUAUUACACAAAGAGCUUGCUGCUGCUGCUUUGACGUGUUUUUGUUUGUGUUUGCAUUUGAUUGGCUUUCGAUAUGUGUGUUUGGUUUCCCAUUGGCUCACCCAUGACUCCUGUUGCCAUGGGCUGCCCACCCCCCUGCUGCGUGCAGGCCCUCUCCAGCCCGGGGGUCCACCUAGAGAGUGCUUUUGCUUUAAUGACCACACCAGGCUCCAUUAGCAAGGGGACCCCUAGGACGCCAAGCAGGGCCCACAGCUGGAAAACAGGGCCCCAAGGAGGUUUGUGUUGUCCUGAACGAGCAGUCCAGAGCUUAGAGGUGACCAUUAGCCAGGAUUUACACACAUCACUUCAUGAGUUGGCAACCAGCCAGCAUCCCUUGGUGAGAAUGGAAUCGCUCACACGCGUCAUCCGGGCCUCUCCAGCCUGCCCGCGCUGAGCCAUUCCCUCCAUAUUCUACUUCCUGAGGCCUCAUCGGGAGGCCUCCUCUUAUAAGGGGCAGGAGCUGCUCCCAGCUCAGAGACCCCAAAACAUAGCAGAGAUCUCUGCCCGAGAGCCCAGAACCCACACAAAGGCCCCAGCUUGGCUCACAAGGGCCAGGAGGCCUUUGGCGCGAAACGCACCCUCCCACCUCCCCCAGCCUCCUCCCGAGGUGUGUGCUGCCAGCGCAGUGGGUCCUGACCAGCCCUGGGAGCUCUCUCAUCCGAGGCCGUGCCCUUCACCGCACUGCCUUCAGAAGGGUCUCUCUCCACGGCAGCCUGGAAGGGACAGUGUCAUUAUUUAUGAAGUGCCCACUGGGACCGCUGGCUGGGUCUUCAAUGAGCGGGUCCCACCAGGCUGGCCCUCAACCCCGCCCUCAGAAAGACAUUGCAGAGCAGUGGUCUUUGAAGGGCUGCAGGAGCCCCAAGUCUUCCCACCUGCCCUCCUCCCCCUGGAGGCGGCCUGUCCUGCUCCCUGCAUCUCUCGCAGGAGUGGAAUCUGGGUGGGGAGUUGGAGGAAGAUGCGGUCCUGGGGAGGGGAAGCCUCCCCACGCCCCCACCGCGACCUCCCACCCCCAUCCUGGAGGUAGUAGAUGGCUGAGGCCUCCUUCUCACCCCAGGUACCCAGAGCCAGGAGAAGACGCUCAGAGCCAAACUUCCCCCUUCUCAGGGCUUGGGACUGUCGUGGAGCAAGGGAGCUGAACGCCAGCGUGUCCCGGGCCCCAGCCCCCGGGAGCCCCAUGGCCCCGUGGCCGUUCACACUGUGCUCUGAGCUUCCUCUGAGCCUUGCCCCAGCGGAGGACUUGACACGACCUGGACACCCCAUCCUCCUACACACACGGGCCCCCGCCCUGGUUAGCUGGCCAUUAGUCUGAAAAGGCUGUUGAUCCCCAGGGGACGAGGACUGUGUGGCCCCCAGCAGGGUCCUGAGAGCAUCUUCCUCCAGGAGGGGCAGUGCAUGUACGCACACAUGUGUGUCUGUACUCGUUCCCAGCUCAAUGGCCUGCAGCUCCAGCUGAGCCCCUGGGGAAAGGUGAGUUUUGUUCAGUCUCUCCCCACCACCCAGGUUGUAACAUCUGUGAUCAGCUGUCAUUGCCAGUGUUGCCGGCUGGCGCCUCUCCUUGUACCUGUAGCUCCCGUCAAGGGUCCGCGUCCUGGCUGAUGGUGUGUUCCUGCCCCAGUCUGUCCUUGUCAGGGUCAUGGGCCUCCCUCUUGUAACUGCGAUGGCCCUGGUCUGUCUCAUCUUCUGCAGAAGAAAAGUGGAAAUGUUGCUGUGGCUUCGUAUUUCAACUAAAAAUAUUUCUGUUGAAGAAAAUAAUUAACAAUAAAGAUUUUUAAUAGUU
This is a messenger RNA of Mesoplodon densirostris (Blainville's beaked whale), 3028 nucleotides long. It is a transcript of the gene CTNNBIP1, whose product is annotated as catenin beta interacting protein 1. Bases 365 to 628 code for a protein of 87 amino acids. Lineage: Eukaryota; Metazoa; Chordata; Mammalia; Artiodactyla; Ziphiidae. The record is from RefSeq and is a predicted model, not a curated record. The transcript has 6 exons. Gene Ontology annotation, biological process: negative regulation of Wnt signaling pathway. Gene Ontology annotation, molecular function: beta-catenin binding. Gene Ontology annotation, cellular component: beta-catenin destruction complex; nucleus; cytosol.